This is a messenger RNA of Triplophysa rosa, 1653 nucleotides long. Its product is annotated as carboxylesterase 5A-like. Lineage: Eukaryota; Metazoa; Chordata; Actinopteri; Cypriniformes; Nemacheilidae. The transcript is spliced from 13 exons. The record is from RefSeq and is a predicted model, not a curated record. Bases 1 to 1653 code for a protein of 550 amino acids.
AUGACAAAAGAAGUGUUGCUCGGACUGUGCUUGGCAUUGGUUCCUGUUUGGACAGCCACAGCCCCAGAGACAGAAUCACUAACAUUAACUGAUCCAGUGGUGGUUCUAAAGCCUGGCAGUGUGCGUGGGCAAUACAUGAAAGUAAAAGGAUCGGAUAAGAUGGUUGCGCAAUACUUGGGUAUCCCUUAUGCCCAGCCACCUAUUGGCCCGCUCCGCCUGGCUGCUCCUAAACCUAUAGAAGGAUGGGGCAUGAGACAUGCCAUUGAGCACCCUGUUAUGUGCCUUCAAGAUCCAGACAGUGCAGUUUUAGUUGCAAAAGCCAUGUCUUUGGAUUUCUCAUCCCGUGGAGUUUCAGAGGACUGUUUGUAUUUAAAUAUUUACACUCCUUCAGGAUCAGAUAAACUUCCAGUGCUGGUUUGGAUUCAUGGAGGAGGGUUAGUCAUAGGCGGAGCUUCCAUGUAUGAUGGAUCCCCAUUGGCAGCCUAUGAGAACAUAGUUGUUGUUGUCAUUCAGUAUCGACUUGGAAUUUUAGGAUACUUCAGUUCAGGAGAUAAGCAUGCACAGGGAAACUAUGGCUUCCUAGACCAGAUCGCAGCUUUACAGUGGGUACAGCAACACAUUGAACAUUUUGGAGGUGAUCCUCAGUCCGUUACCAUAGCUGGGGAGUCUGCAGGUGGAAUCAGUACAUCUCUUCUGACAUUAUCACCCAUGGCCAAAGGUUUGUUUCAUCGGGCCAUCUUUCAGAGUGGAGUGGCAACCUUGACAGAUUUCUCUGAAAGUCCUCUGGUGGCUGCAAAGGUGAUGGCAAAUAUUACUGAGUGUGGCUUUGAAUCUACAGAAUUGCUGGUGAAAUGCUUGAAAGAGAUGACUGAGACACAGUUAAUUAAUGCAACUAAAAAGAACAAAGCCUUUCUUGGAGCAACAGUUGAUGGGGAAUUUCUUAAAAACACAGCAGAGGAGGUGCUGAAGAGCAAAGACUUUCAGAAAGUUUCUGUUCUUCUGGGUAUAACAAACCAUGAAUUUGGAUGGAUACUCCCUGGGGCUUUUUCUUCACCAGGAUGGGAAAAAGGAAUGAACAGACAAUCCGUGAAAGCAGUGCUGGACAUGUUUAAUAGAGCUGGAGCAUCAGGGGCCAAUGAAAUCAUAAUGGAUGAAUAUUUAAAAGACGCCAAAACACCAGAGGACAUUCGCAACGCAUUUACUGAGAUGCUUGGAGAUAUUUUUAUGGUGAUCCGCGUCAUUAAAGUUGCAGAUUAUCAUAGAGAUGCUGGGGUACCCGUGUAUAUGUAUGAGUUUCAGCAUCGGCCCAGUGUAUUUAAAGAUCUCAGACCUAGCUUUGUAAAGGCUGACCAUGCCGAUGAUGUUGGAUUUGUCUUUGGGUCUUGCUUCUGGAAUGGCCAUCUCAAGAUAAUAGGCACACCCAGCGAGGAGGAAAACAAGCUAUGCAAAACAGUGAUGGGAUACUGGGCUAAUUUUAUUCGUAGUGGCUCACCAAAUGGACCUGGAUUGGUGCAAUGGCCUUUGUAUGAACAGUCUGAAAAAUACAUGAACCUGGGAUUAAACCAAGCAGAAGGACAAGGUUUGAAGAAGGACAAACUGCACUUCUUCAAUGUAGAGUUUCCUAAAAAGCUUUUUGCUCUCCAUGCGGCAUAA